CCCUUUAAAACCCCACCUACUUGAGACAAGAAAUUAUGAGUCCUAAGAAGAAUUCAUUAAGUUCUCCGAUGGCUUGUGGGCGUUCUUCAACGGCAAUGGGGGAGAAGAUAUCUUGGUAUUGUGCUCUGUUUCUAGCAGUCAUGCUGGUACUGAGUUGCUGCGAGUCAGGCACAAGCGAGUUGGGGAUUGAGAUGAUGCAGGAGAAUACGAAGAAGGGGUGUGAUGAGAUAUAUGUGGUUCGCGAGGGAGAGACACUGCAAACCAUAAGUGAGAAGUGUGGGGAUCCUUACAUUGUCGAAGAGAAUCCUCACAUUCAUGACCCAGAUGAUGUUUUCCCAGGAUUAGUCAUCAAGAUUAGCCCUUUCACCAUUCGAUAAGAUAUCAGAGCAACCUCGAUGUUUUCAUUUCCAUCGAGGAAUGUUACGUGGAGCGAGGUAAUAUGGUUGUACUUGCGUUGUAGGUUGGAUUACGUUUUCAGUCAUGUAAAAAAGUGCAGAUGGUUGAUGAAGUGGAGUUGAGCUGAGAGAAUUGAUUCUCUCUAUAGAGCUAUAUAUACAACCCAUUUGUCGUGUAACAUAUCAAUCCCAUGUGUAAUUCCAGGACUUGGGAGUUGGGACUAUGUAGAUUUGUAAUGUUUGGGGUUCUUGCUUCUUACAUUCUCUAUGUCGCUCAGACACUUUAAAAUUUGCUGAUAAACUGCCUGUGUUCUCCGGGAUCA
Messenger RNA from Prosopis cineraria, 718 nucleotides. RefSeq lists its product as uncharacterized. NCBI's taxonomy places the organism in Eukaryota, Viridiplantae, Streptophyta, Magnoliopsida, Fabales, Fabaceae. The record is from RefSeq and is a predicted model, not a curated record. The coding region runs from base 36 to 377 and encodes 113 amino acids. The transcript has a single exon.